AUGGCGACAGUGGUCCAGCCGCUCACCCUGGAGCGAGAUGUUGCCCGGGCCAUUGAGCUGCUGGAGAAGCUGCAGGAAAAUGGAGACGUCCCCAGUCACAAACUUCAGUCCUUGAAGAAAGUGCUCCAGAGUGAGUUCUGCACAGCCAUCCGCGAGGUGUAUCAGUACAUGCAUGAAACCAUCACGGUAAAUGGGUGUCCGGAGUACCAGGCGAGAGCAACUGCCAAGGCCACAGUUGCAGCGUUCGCAGCCAGUGAAGGUCACUCUCACCCGCGAGUUGUUGAGCUUCCCAAAACAGACGAGGGCCUGGGCUUCAACGUGAUGGGAGGAAAGGAACAGAACUCUCCCAUCUACAUCUCACGCAUCAUCCCUGGGGGCGUGGCCGAGAGGCAGGGGGGCCUGAAGAGAGGAGACCAGCUGCUGUCCGUCAAUGGAGUGAGUGUGGAAGGGGAGCACCAUGAGAAGGCUGUAGAGCUCCUGAAAGCAGCCAAGGACAGUGUGAAGCUGGUGGUGCGCUACACUCCCAAAGUGCUGGAGGAGAUGGAGGCACGCUUCGAGAAGCUGCGCACGGCGCGGCGGCGGCAGCAGCAGCAGCUCCUCAUACAGCAGAACCAGGCCUCACAGCAGAACCACAUGUCGUUGUUUCAGAAGAAGAAGUGA
Molecule: messenger RNA, 660 nt
Organism: Knipowitschia caucasica
Lineage: Eukaryota; Metazoa; Chordata; Actinopteri; Gobiiformes; Gobiidae
Source: the annotation of a GenBank genome assembly